Molecule: messenger RNA, 2220 nt
Organism: Zonotrichia leucophrys gambelii
Lineage: Eukaryota; Metazoa; Chordata; Aves; Passeriformes; Passerellidae
Product: filamin-A-like
Exons: 15
Coding region: 61-2220 (719 amino acids)
Biological process (GO): actin cytoskeleton organization
Molecular function (GO): actin filament binding
Source: RefSeq, a predicted model, not a curated record
CAUCCCUCAACUCCAACCCCACACCCCAAAACUGCCCAAAUUCCCAUUCUCACCUCACCAAUGGACGAAAUUCCCGCUUUUUCCCCUCAGGAUCCCGAGGGGAAGCCCAAGAAAGCCUCGAUCCGGGACAAUCAGGACGGCACCUACACCGUGUCCUACGUGCCGGACAUGACCGGCCGCUACACCAUCCUCAUCAAAUACGGGGGGGAUGAGAUCCCCUAUUCCCCCUACCGCAUCCGGGCCGUGCCUACCGGCGACGCCAGCAAGUGCACGGUCACCGUUUCCAUCGGAGGUCACGGCUUAGGACCAGGCCUGGGCCCCACGAUCCAGCUCGGCGAGCAGACCCUGAUCACGGUGGACGCCAAGGCCGCGGGCAAGGGCAAGGUGACGUGCUCGGUGUGCACCCCCGACGGCUCCGAGGUGGACGUGGACGUGGUGGAGAACCCCGACGGCACCUUCGACAUCUUCUACACCGCGCCCCAGCCCGGCAAAUACGUCAUCUGCGUGCGCUUCGGGGGCGAGCACAUCCCCAACAGCCCCUUCCAGGUCAUGGCCACGGACCGGCCGCUGCUGGGGGUCAACGGGCUGGACAUGGCCGGGCUGCGGCCCUUCGACCUCGUCAUCCCCUUCACCAUCAAGAAGGGCGAGAUCACAGGUGAGGUGCGCAUGCCCUCGGGCAAGGUGGCCACCCCGGACAUCACGGACAACAAGGACGGCACGGUGACCGUCCGGUUCGCGCCCAGCGAGGCCGGGCUGCACGAGAUGGACAUCCGCUGCGACAGCAUCCACAUCCCAGGCAGCCCCCUGCAGUUCUACGUGGAUUACGUGAACAGCGGCCACGUCACCGCCUACGGGCCCGGGCUGACCCACGGCACCGUCAACCGGCCGGCCACGUUCACCGUCAACACCAAGGACGCCGGAGAGGGGGGUCUGUCCCUGGCCGUCGAGGGCCCCUCCAAGGCCGAGAUCAGCUGCCAGGACAACGGCGACGGCACCUGCUCCGUGUCCUACCUGCCCGUGCUGCCCGGGGACUACGGCAUCGUGGUCAAGUACAACGACAAGCACAUCGCCGGCAGCCCCUUCACCGCCAGGAUCACCGGUGACGAUUCCCUGCGCCAGUCCCACCUCAAGGUCGGCGCCUCGGCCGAGAUCCCGCUGGACUUUGGGGACAUUGGGGACCUGAGCCAGCUGAGCGCCACCGUCACCGCGCCCUCGGGGCGGCGCGAGCCCUGCACGCUGAAACGGCUCCGGGACGGCCACCUGGGGAUCUCGUUUGUCCCCCAGGAGGUGGGGGAGCACCUGGUCCAUGUCACCCGUGGUGGCCAACCCCUGCCCCGCAGUCCCCUGUCUGUCACCAUCAGCCAGGCCGAGCUCGGCGACGCCUCGCGGGUGCUGCUGCGGGGCCCGGGCCUGAGCGAGGGCACCACGUUCCAGCCGGCCCAGUUCACCAUCGACACCCGCCAGGCCGGGUACGGGGGCCUGAGCCUGUCCAUCGAGGGCCCCAGCAAGGUGGACAUCACCACGGAGGAGCUGGAGGACGGCACGUGCCGCGUGUCCUACUGCCCCACCGAGCCCGGCAACUACAUCAUCUCCGUCAAAUUCGGGGAGCAGCACGUGCCCGGGAGCCCCUUCUCGGUGAAGGUGACGGGCGAGGGCCGGGUCCGCGAGAGCAUCACCCGGCGGCGCCGCGCCCCCCCCGAGGCCAGCGUGGGCACCCCCUGCGACCUCAGCCUCAAAAUGCCCGAGCUCUCCAUCUCGGACGUCACGGCGCAGGUGGCCGGUCCCUCGGGCCAGCCGGUGGCCGCGCAGGUGGUGCCCGGUGCGGGGGGCACGGUCGGGGUCCGGUUCGUGCCGCAGGAAACCGGCGCCCACCGGGUCAGCGUCAAGGACCGGGGCCAGCACGUGCCCGGGAGCCCCUUCCAGUUCACCGUGGGACCCCUGGGCGAGGGCGGCGCCCACAAGGUCCGGGCAGGGGGGCCCGGGCUGGAGAGGGCCGAGGCCGGGACCCCCGCCGAGUUCAGCAUCUGGACGCGCGAGGCCGGCGCCGGGGGUCUCUCCAUCGCCGUCGAGGGUCCCAGCAAGGCCGAGAUCGCCUUCGAGGACCACAAGGACGGCUCGUGCGGGGUCUCCUACGUGGUGCAGGAGCCCGGUGACUACGAGGUGUCGGUGAAGUUCAACGACGAGCACAUCCCCGAGAGAGGGGACAGAGCCGAGUUUUAG